This is a messenger RNA of Dipodomys ordii (Ord's kangaroo rat), 992 nucleotides long. RefSeq names its product transmembrane protein 38B (gene Tmem38b). Bases 76 to 954 code for a protein of 292 amino acids. The transcript has 6 exons. Gene Ontology annotation, biological process: potassium ion transmembrane transport. Gene Ontology annotation, cellular component: membrane. Lineage: Eukaryota; Metazoa; Chordata; Mammalia; Rodentia; Heteromyidae. Gene Ontology annotation, molecular function: identical protein binding; potassium channel activity. The record is from RefSeq and is a predicted model, not a curated record.
GCUCCUGCCGCGGCGUCCCGGAGCUGCGGGGCCCCGUCGCCUGGGCUGCUCGGGCCGCCGAGGUCUGGCGUCGUCAUGGACUCUCCGUGGGAUGAGCUGACCCUGGCCUUCUCCCACACUUCCAUGUUCCCCUUUUUUGACAUCGCCCACUACCUAGUGUCGGUGAUGGCGCUGAGGCGUCAGCCAGGAGCAGUAGCAGUGGCAUGGAAGAAUCCUGUGUCAAGUUGGUUUACUGCCAUGCUCCACUGCUUUGGUGGAGGAAUUUUAUCCUGCAUACUGCUUGCAGAACCUCCACUAAGGUUUCUUGCAAACCACACUAAUGUUUUACUGGCAUCUUCAAUCUGGUAUAUUACUUUUUUUUGCCCAUGUGACCUAGUUUCCCAUGGUUAUUCAUACCUACCUGUUCAGCUCCUGGCUACGGGAAUGAAGGAAGUGACCAGAACUUGGAAAAUAGUAGGUGGAGUCACACAUGCUAACAGCUAUUACAGAGAUGGUUGGAUAAUCAUGAUAGUUAUUGGAUGGGCCCGAGGUGCAGGUGGUGCCAUUAUCACAAACUUGGAGCAAUUGUUAAAAGGAGAUUGGAAGCCAGAAGGUGAUGAGUGGCUAAAAAUGUCAUACCCAUCCAAGGUAACCCUGCUGGGGUCAGUUAUGUUCACAUUCCAGCACACCAAGCAUCUGGCAGUAUCAAAGCAUAAUCUUAUGUUCUUUUAUACCAUCUUUCUUGUGACCACCAAGAUAACCAUGAUGGUUACAGAGACUUCUUCCAUGACACUUGCUCCUUUAGAAGAUGUAUUGAGUCGGAUGCUGUUUGGCUGGCAGCAGCAGUUUUCAUUGUGUAGAAAGAAAAGUGAAACGAAAGCAUCUUUCAAUGGCACUGGUUCAUCUACCUCAAAGCCAAUACCAGAGGAUGUGGUGGAAAAUAUUAAAAAGAAAAACACUAAGAAGACUGAAUAAAUUUACCUGAUGAGCUGCUCUAAAAGGCAAAAAAAAAA